Corylus avellana is the source of this 429-nucleotide messenger RNA. RefSeq lists its product as uncharacterized. Lineage: Eukaryota; Viridiplantae; Streptophyta; Magnoliopsida; Fagales; Betulaceae. The record is from RefSeq and is a predicted model, not a curated record.
AUGGAGGAUUUUCACGCAACAUUGGCAGAUUGUGAAUUAGUGGACUUGAGCUAUAGGGGGCCUAAAUUCACUUGGAAUAAUGGUAGAGAGGGAGGUGCUUUUAUUCAAGAAAGAUUAGAUCAAGUGGUGGCAAAUGAAGGGUGGAGGUCUUUAUUCCCGCAAGUUGAUAUUUUGGUGGAGAGUGCUUCUUGUUCCGAUCACCUCCCUGUGUUCAUAAUGUUAUAUGAAACUAAGCGGCAAGGAAGGCCAUAUCGUAAAUUCAAACAUGAAGCCUCAUGGGCUUUGGAGGGAACGUAUACCGAGAUUAUAAAGUCUGCUUGGAAGGCCAGGCGUAUACAGACUGAUCAUUGGGGGGGGCAAUAUACGUCAAAAACUCGGGAAUUGUCAAGGGGAGCUGAUGCGGUGGCAGAAAAAGAAAAAAGAACCUGA